Scophthalmus maximus (turbot) is the source of this 1290-nucleotide messenger RNA. RefSeq names its product ADP-ribosylation factor-like 14 effector protein (gene arl14ep). The transcript has 6 exons. Bases 342 to 1007 code for a protein of 221 amino acids. Gene Ontology annotation, cellular component: intracellular membrane-bounded organelle. The record is from RefSeq and is a predicted model, not a curated record. NCBI's taxonomy places the organism in Eukaryota, Metazoa, Chordata, Actinopteri, Pleuronectiformes, Scophthalmidae.
GUUAGCUGGGCGGUCGUCCACAGGCGAAUCGCGUCAUUUCGCAACCGUGUUAGCCUUGUUGACACCGACACACGAGCAGCGCCCACCGACUCGACACACGUUCGGAGGCUGAGGCGGACACUCGAUCUUCCGACCGCAGACAUUUCAGCCCAUUCGAGUUAGUCGGCAACUGGAGCCGGUUCGCCUGCAGGGACGAAACGCGCAGCAAACACCCGGCUAGCUGGACGGGUCGAGCCGGUGGAAUGUCGCCCAGCGUGGAGGUUCCGCCGUCGAACAAAUGAUAGAACACAGAGUUGAGCAGUUUUCUGAAUUACCUUGGCGUCGCUACAAAAGAGGCCACCAUGCCCGUCAUCUGUGCGGCUACGGGGUGCAACAACAAGUUCGUUAAAGGGUCGGAAAUACGAUUUUACAGGUUCCCGCUCAGCAAGCCUCAACUCUCCAGCAAAUGGGUGCACAGUCUGGGGAUGAAAAACUUCAUCCCGACGGCCAACACCUGCCUCUGCUCGGAGCAUUUCAGGACCGACUGCUUCAGGGACUACAACGGCAAACAGUUCCUGCGCGAGGACGCUGUACCCACCCUUUUCCCCCAGGGACAGGAUUCAUCAAAGAUUGAACUUCGUAAACGAACGGUGCCGCCGAAGGAGACCAACGUGGUGACUCAAGUGGGAACACAAGCGGACAGAGACCGAGUGAGAGAAGCCGCCAAUCAACGCAGGGAAAGGAGAGGCGGAAUGAGGGGUGGACGAGGUGGCCGUGGAGGAAAACAAAUGUCUGACAGGCAGGCCAUCGGAGCCAAGAGCAGAGUGUACGACGGCAAAGGCCGACUGCUCUCCAACAACACGGACAUGUGCGACUGUCUGGACGUGGACUGCAUGGGCUGCUUCUACCCCUGCACCGAGUGCGGCUCGCGCAAGUGCGGGGUGGAGUGCCGCUGCGACAGGAAGUGGCUUUACGAGCAGGUGGAGGUGGAAGGUGGCGAGAUCAUCCGCAACAAGUUUGCUCUUUAGCUGGCAGUGACUCUUUGGCUGUAAAAAUGCUUCGUGAUGGAACCAGCGGGGCUUCUGGGAAUCAUAACCACUCCCUGAAUUCUGUCUGGUUUCCUAUUCAAGACUGUGAUGCAGUGUAAAUAACUGAUAACUGGUUUUACAAAGCUGCUGCCUUUACGGAACAAUGUAAGUAUUCUGCAGAACAUUGGUGCUGCAUUUUCCCUUUUAAACUUAUUGUUCUGUAUAGUUUCUAGUUGAAAACAUUUUUAUGUUGCAAAUUGUGUUAAUAAACCUUUUAAUAUUC